This is a messenger RNA of Endocarpon pusillum Z07020, 2556 nucleotides long. RefSeq lists its product as uncharacterized. Gene Ontology annotation, biological process: protein deubiquitination. The transcript is spliced from 5 exons. The record is from RefSeq and is a predicted model, not a curated record. Gene Ontology annotation, cellular component: nucleus; cytosol. The coding region runs from base 1 to 2556 and encodes 851 amino acids. NCBI's taxonomy places the organism in Eukaryota, Fungi, Ascomycota, Eurotiomycetes, Verrucariales, Verrucariaceae.
AUGGACGCGGAUGGCAUGACCACUUUAUUGGAUGUGCUCCAAUUGAGUCCUGGAGAUGCUCAGUUCUUGCUUCAAAAAUACAACAACGAUGCAUCCAGAGCCAUCCAAGAAUACUUCGAGAAUCCUGAUGUCCUGAAGCAAACGCCAACAAGAGGCUGGGAAGAGCCUCCACCGUAUCAUAAUGCAGAUUUGCCAGGGUUUCGCAUAGACGCCAGCGAUGAUGUGGCAAAUAGUGUUCGUGAAGCUGCUCCUUCGCGGCCACCAACCAGGGCAAGCUAUCGAGAGGAGCCAAUCGACCUGACGCCACAGCAUCGUGCAGCCGAUCCUACCAAAAGCCUUUCCUACCAAGAAAACGAUCGAGAAGAACGAGAGAUGCAAGAAGCAAUAGCAUUGUCAAUGGGCCAGCCACCGCCGGGCCAGGAAAAUGGUGUGACCGGCACUGGUCAACAAUUCGGACCCGCGAAAGGCGAAUACUCUGAUACUAAGCGGUGGGCUAUGACAGUAUCAAAAGCAAGAGAGAUCGUUGACAAUCCGCCACCUGCAGAUCGUCAACGGAAACCUGGUGAACCGGCUUUCUUAAGAGCGUCGGAUCGCGACGGCUCCGAAAGUCUUGCUGGGCUUCUCACGAUCUAUCAUUCCAUACCCCUUGCUAGAGAGGCUCUUCUGCUUCCAAGCUACCAGCAAUUUAACUAUGGCUGUGAUCCCCAAUGGUGGACAGGACAUCGUAUUGAGGCGCCCAGAAUCGUCUCCAUUGACGACCGGGCAGCGCAUCGCAACCGUGAUGAUGUACUCAUCGAGACGCAACGUCUGAUGGCCUUUUUGGACGACACUCACCGUGCAUAUGCUAGUAUUGAUGCAUUGGCAAACCUGCAAAGCUACUACGCGAAGGAGGCUGGAUCAGAACUGAGCCGUUUCCUGGAAGCUUGGAACGAUGGGGCGGUAAUUAGAAGCCGAGACGACCCAUUGACUCAGAUCUUUAGCUAUCAUGGGAUCAGGGGGGACCCAAUAAAUGUACUGGAGAGGGACUUUUUCACUUUGGAACCAAUGGUCGACCCUGAAGUUGAACAAAGCUUCACCGAAAUCAUUGACAACCUCAUCUGGUCUGACCAAGUAUCGUUUGACGGUCAUUUGCACGAUGUUUGGAUAGACAAAAUCGGAGAAAUUAUGACCUUGAAGUUAUUAGACCCGGAGAGGAAGCAAGGCAAAUUAGGCAUCGACGUCCCGACUGUUUGGUACCCUGAUCGGUACAUGCAACACUUCAGAGAUGCCAGCCGUGAAAUGCGCAUUCGAAGAUGGCAUAUCCAGAAACAGAUAUUGAAGUUGGAGCGCUCGAAAGAGGACUUAUUGACCUGCCCGCCAAGUGCCCGGCCAGGGAGGUUAGAUAUCAGAAAGGUGUUGUUGGAUGCAGCAGAGAGGGCACCAUUGAUGAUCAAGACCCAGCCACAGCAGGGCAUCAUGAGUGGCGCAAUGUCCAGCCCUGCCCCUUCAAGCGCGGAAGUCAGUGACUGUGUCAAAUCGUUACGAGAUCUUGUCUCCAGCAUCGAGACCAAGCUUGCAGAAUUGGAGCUCAUACGAGAAGAACUUCGUGCGAGAUUCAGAGCUAUGACUGCAGAACUUACAAGCCCCAAAGACGAACCGUCGUCAUUGUCACCAUCUCACAAGUAUACGCUUCGUGGUGUUUCUACGAAACCGCAUAUAACUUAUGUGCUGCGACCGAUAGCUGAACCUUCACAGCAAUCGGAAGCGGAUUGCUCAGUGUCAGGACAGUGGCAAUGGUGGCGGAUAGCGUUGUCUAGUGAAGAAGCAAAGAGCAAGAAUUCUGCCGCGUACGGUCCACAGCCGCAGUCUGUCCCAUUAUCCGAACAGCAAAAUUCAAUUAAUUCGAGCGGACCCUUUUCGCCGUGGCCACCCAGCAACACACAGAACAACCGAUUGUUGUCAGAAAAUACGGGCAGCGUUGUGGCUUACACAAUUCAUAGAGUGGGCGAGGAGGAUGUCCUCAAAGCUGCGCGAGAAGAACAUGACUCACUCACAUUAGUCUAUGCAUCGGAAAAGGCGGUCAACUUUCGAGGUAGCGCCUUAUCAGGACCACUUCAGGCGUUUGUCAAAGCAGAUAACAAGAUGUUCGACAACGAGUUGCGCGGUAUCACACAGUCACAAGGACCCGAGGGUAUAUCCGAUGGGGAAGAGAUGACCCAGCUGCACUUCUCAAAUCUGGAUGGCAUGCAGGAUGUGCCCUUGAUCGACGACUCGGAUGAAACAUUGAAUGGCGAAAGGGAAACCUCUACUCCCGCAACCGUGGGCUGGUCCGCCAGGCGCGAAGCCGACGGCCAGCCGUCGCCGAAGCGCGCAAAGGGAGACGAUGAACCGCCACCCUAUUAUGACAACGGCCGCAACGCGCCAGAAAUGCAGGAAAGAGCUGGAGGUAUGGGGAUCCUAGGCACGGCUCCACCGAACCGCAUCGGACAGCAUGCCGAGAAGAUGAUGGACAGGGUUGAGGAUGAUACAGACGCGGAUGCGAGGGGGACAGCGCAGCUAGAACGCUCUACUAGCUAA